UUAUUAUAUAAUAUUUUAUAUUGAUUCCGUUAAUUUUUUUCUUUGUCAAAACUACUUUAAACAUUUAUUUAAUGCUGGCAGUAUGGCAACACCACCGCAACGUCGGUGCUAUGCGCCACCAACGCAAACGCAUUGUGCUCCACACUCUGCUGCAAUUAUUGUUGUUGUAAAUGCUGGUGGUGUUGCUGCUGUUUCCUACGCAUAACGCGUCGCACAGUAGGCGAUAAUUGCCGCAAUGCUAAUUGAAACGAUGUCUCGAUGUAUUGUUGCUUGGGGUUAUGUUCUUUUUGUUGUUGUUGUUGUUUCUCUUCUGCUGCAAUUGAAUUGUUUUUCUCGCAACUCCCAGCUUUUUAUAUCUUUAGCGGUAUGAAUUCAGAGAGUUGGUGCUCUCACAACUACAUGUGCAUAAACAUAUACUUAUAUAGAUAUGUUUGUGUACGUAGCUUACAUAUGUAUCGUAAAAAUCAUACUCGCACAUUGUGGCUCCACGGUGUUAAAAUAAGCGAUCGCCACUCCAACUCUGGUAAGUUUGAUAGUUUUAAUAUGUGUUUGUGUGAGUUUUGGUAGGGAGCCGCAGCACCACUACCAACACAGCCGGUGUGUCGCCAGCAAACAGCGAGCAACUUUGCCACAUUCAACUGGCAGCAACUGAACACUGUCAUUUAGUUUGUUUGGUAACUUUGUUAUGCACGGUCGAUUCGCAAGCUUAAGCCGAUCGUGUUGUACUUCCAUACAUACACUGAAAUCCGAUUAAAUUUGUUUUGAAUGAAUGACAAAAAAAUAAAAAAAAAACCAUAUUUGUAAAGUGAAAAUCACGAUUAAAAAUCUUAAAUUAAAUCACUGAGCGGUAAAAAUAUACAAAAAAAAAAAAAACAAAUAACAACAAAAUACCCGAAUAUAAAACGGUGAUUAAACAAAAUCGAACAAUGCUGGUAUGAAAAUCAUUAGUAAGCGAAAUUCUACUCACUUCUUAACUAAGUGACAAUCCGAUUAAGUCUACAAAAUUCACAAAAAUGUUUCUGAUACCGAAAAAAUUCGAACAAACGCUGCGCGCAUCCCCCAUACAGCCAGCGACGCCGGCACAGCCUGGCUCUGGCUUAAAUCCGGAAUUUCAUAGAGGCUGUACCGGCAAGGCGCACGCCUGUGGCACGCUGAAAUCGCGUUUAGCUGCCAACAAUAACACCGGCACCAACAAAAAUGGCGUUCAUACACAACAACAAACUAAUGCAACGCUUUCUACAAAGUCUCAUCCGCGUAAGAACAGCAUCAGUUCGGAAACAAUUAGUGAUAGUGGUUCCGAGAACUCAGCAUCCUGGCAUUCAAACGAUUCAAUGGUAACACCAAAUGGACGCACAACGAUAGACAGCGCCUCAACGUCAAUCACACAAAAAGUUAAUGGCGCCAAACCAGCGCUCGCCAAAAAACCAACGCUUAGCGCACACUCCAAGGAAUAUGCGGUCGCUAUGGCCAAAGCGCUCAAAGCUGUCGAUACACCGCGUUCACCCAUGUUAAGCGUUAAGCGCGGGCAAAGUCAACAGCGUAAUGCAAUAGCACGCACUGCAUCACCAGCGUCCACCACGCCGAGCAGCGUUAAUCGACGCAUGCGUUUGCACAGCGAUGGCGAUCACUCGGCUGAGAACAGUCUAGCGAGCAGCGCAAAUACUUCAAUGACGGCUAUUAAUAGCGCACAGCAGAGUACUUUUGAGCGCACGCAGAAAUAUCGCAGUUUUCGUAUAACGGGGCGUAGGCACACUGCAGCUGCUAGUGUAAAUAUGAAUGCGCGUCCCCCUUGGAAUAGUGGCGCCGGUAUGCGCAACAAUAACAAUAUGUCGAUCUACUCAAGUCACAGCGGUAAUAAUAGCAGCGCCAGUGGCAGCGGCGGCACUGCUGCGUCCUUUAACAAUCGCAGCUUUCGCAGCUCGCUGCGUCGCAGCACACGCGAAGCGCUCAACUGGCAGACAAUUUGGGAACGUUCGUUGGCGCUGCGCGGUUACGGCGCCAAUAGUGGAGUCUUCAAGAGCUACGAUGAGGCUAUAAAACAGCAGGUUUGA
Bactrocera oleae (olive fruit fly) is the source of this 2051-nucleotide messenger RNA. Lineage: Eukaryota; Metazoa; Arthropoda; Insecta; Diptera; Tephritidae. The record is from RefSeq and is a predicted model, not a curated record.